Messenger RNA from Drosophila subobscura, 567 nucleotides. It is a transcript of the gene RpL34a, whose product is annotated as 60S ribosomal protein L34. Gene Ontology annotation, cellular component: ribosome. Lineage: Eukaryota; Metazoa; Arthropoda; Insecta; Diptera; Drosophilidae. Gene Ontology annotation, molecular function: structural constituent of ribosome. Gene Ontology annotation, biological process: translation. Bases 8 to 487 code for a protein of 159 amino acids. The record is from RefSeq and is a predicted model, not a curated record. The transcript has 2 exons.
CCGCAAAAUGGUGCAGAGAUUGACUUUGAGGAGGCGUCUGUCCUACAACACGCGCUCAAACAAGAGGCGCAUUGUGCGCACUCCCGGCGGCCGUCUGGUUUACCAGUAUGUGAAGAAGAACAAGACCGUUCCACGCUGCGGUCAGUGCAAGGAGAAACUUAAGGGCAUCACCCCAUCCCGGCCCAGCGAGCGCCCACGCAUGUCCAAGCGCCUCAAGACCGUGGCCCGCACCUACGGCGGUGUCCUGUGCCAUGGCUGCCUGCGCGAGCGCAUUGUGCGCGCCUUUCUCAUCGAGGAGCAGAAGAUUGUCAAGGCCCUGAAGAGUCAGCGCGAGGCACUUGUCAAGCCAGUCAAGAAGGUCGAGGUCAAGAAGCCCACAAAGGCUGCCGCCACAAAGAAGCCCGUUGGCAAGACCGCAGGCAAAUCUGGCGUGAAGGCCGCCGGCAAGAAACCCACUCCCAAAGCCGCCGUCAAGCCCAAGAAGUAGAUUGAUACUUUUGGGAACUUGUGUGAAACACUUAUUUUGGACGUGAAAACAUUUUGUAAUAAAGAAAAUACAAACUGGAA